AUGUCAUGGUCCAUUCAAAAGUGUCUGGUGGUCUGGAUUUGGCCCACAGUUUGUCUAUUGACUAUCCUGAUCUAAACUGUGCAAGAUGACACCUUUACAAUUAGAAAAGUAAUUAAAUCAAUUGCUGAUCAAUCUCCCUGUAACAGCACCUGUUGUACAGGCAGUGCGUAGCAAAUCAACUCGUGUAGACUUCAAGAGGCUCCUGUUGAUUAUCACAGCCUGUUUACAGUACAAUUUCUACUGUGAUUGUGUCAGCAUUGUAUUUUAUAAUGCAGUAGUGCUCUAACACCAUUAUAAAUUGUGCAGAGGGCAUCAAAUUGUGUUAUAAUCAUGGUACAGCCCUGUAAAGACCUGACCUUUCUCCAGUAUGAUUUAUAUGUAGUUGGUGCUAGCACAGUCUGAACAGAAUUGCUGCUAGCAAGGUCUGAGUAUAGUUUUCCUGCCCCCUGUGUUCAAAGGAUUGUUUUCCUGAAAAGUGUGCUAGCCAAACUGUUCUCUAGCAUCCCUCUAAGUAGCCUGUACCCUUGAUUCUCUUGCAUGGUUACAUAAUAUUUUAAAAUCCUCUUCACAAUGGUCACAAAAACACAUGCUAGAUGCUGCUACUAAUAACCAUAUUUAAAAAGUUGUUGCAAGGAGAACGUCAAUCGUAGGCUCUAGGUCCUGUCUAUGCUGUAGCAAUUACUAUGAUGGUGGGGACCCAAUUACAAUACAGUUGUUUUCUGACAUAUAUGAAGUUAGAAGUGAAAACACUGUUUUAAACUGUAUCUCCGAAUCAUCCUACAGCCUUGGACUUGACAGGGUUCCAGUACAGUUCAGGAACAUAAUACAACACACUUUGGUUCUAGCUAUACCGCAGGACUGCACUGUCUGUUAGCUAGGUUGGGGGGUUACCAAGUUGCAAUCAGGUCACCCACACCUGCAGUUUUUACAGCAUGAUUGGGUUCUACAUUGGGCUGUUUCUAAAAAUAACUCCAGUAUAAAUAUUUAUUUAAAAGUUCAAAGAAAUGUUAAAAUAAAAUCUAUAUUUUAUUUUCCUCUGACUUAUUUUUCCCCUUUCCAGCCCUAAUGUAUUAGUAGGAUUUUGUGUACUGAAAAAGUAAAUCCCACCCAGGCUGUCCUGGGGACAGGUGGGAAAAGAUUGAGUAGAACCAGUUAUACAUGUAUUUCCUUUUCCUUUCUCUGGCUGUUAGAGAAAGAAACCUUGGAGAAUUCAGAGUUUACCCCUGGAGAAUUACUCCAAUUUCAGUCUCCAUAAAGCAUUAGAGACGCACCUAAGCAACAAUGCUCAGGCACUGAACCAAAGUCGGGGUUGGUCAGAGUCAGGGUUUUUGUUUCUCUGCAUGGAAAAUGGGGCUGUUUUGCUGUGGGAUUUUCAGGGAAUGCCUGUGGCUGAAAGGUAGCCAUAUGCUAUCUUUCUUUCAUUUUUAACGACCACAAGGAAACUCGCAUUUUAAUAUGUAAUUAGCAUUACUCAGCAGUAAGCAAAAUUAUAUCUAAAAUGUGGAGCUUCCUUUUUAAUAAAUACGGGAGUAAUUUUCCCUUAGUAAUACUCAGACUUGUUUGCAUGAGCAAGAAAAAGAGGUAGGCCGUCAAAUAGAGAGGCUGCCUUAUGGGCUAUUCUGCCUUGGGGGGAAAGGCUGCUGCAGGCAAUCCACAAUCUAUGCAUCUGAACCAUCGCUGCAAUUCCUCUAGUCAGUAGAUAGGGGCAUUGUCAUUACCAGAACUUGUCAAAGUAAAGUGCACUUGAGCCAAGAGCAGAUCUCCCCACAACAUGCAUGCUCCAUGCCUGCCAAUGGAUCGGGGGAGGCGGGAGAGGGAGGAGUGUGGGCAGCAGGCUUCAGCAGAUGUUACUGAGCAUGCUCAGUCCCUGGGAGCAUGCUCAGUACAAUCCAUGCAGCAAAUGUGGGGGAAGCAUGCGUGUUGCCUCUGCUCCAGAUAGCUCCUUUAUAGGAAAUUAAAUCAAAUAUUUGAAGAUAAACAGCAAGGAGUGAGAGUAAUUGUUUAAAGAGAUAAACAAGAGCAAUGGGAUAAAGUUAAGCAAGUAAACCUACAUGAUGGUUAUUAAGAAACAUUUUUAAAUAUUUUGAAAUCUACUAGUCAUUAGAAACAUUUCUAACAGCCCUCUUAAACUGUGGAAUAGUCUCCUGAGAGGAAGGCCUGUCACUUGACACGCUUCAAACUAGACUGGAUAAACUACUACAAAAUGUGCUGUAGAAACAAACUACUCCUGGUGAAUGGAUUGAAUGGCUGGUAGAUAUUUUUUUUUUUUAAUCUGCAACGUACGUGAUAUUAGCACAACUUUCUUCAGAAGGCCUUACAGAAAAGUGGUACAUCGAGUCAGCUCUGCAAAGGCUACCAGGAAAACGUAACAAGCCCUAUAACAGUUCCUGGCUGUAGCAUUCUGCUCUCCAGAGCAGUUCCCAAAGGAAUGAUCCUGAAAUAGGAAAAGUUCUACUCUGUUGGGGAGGGAAAAGGGAGUUGAAAUGUUAUUCCAAAUUCAUUAAGGAUUUUCAGACAGUCACAACCCACUCCAACAAAUGCUGACAAAGAUAGUGAAGAAGAGAAGCAGUUCAGGAAUAUAUUCCAGCAGAUUGCCGGAGAUGACAUGGAGAUCAGUGCUGACGAACUCAGAAGUGUUCUGAAUAACGUUCUAAAAAAACACAAAGACCUGAAGACAGAAGGGUUUGCGCUGGAGUCCUGCCGCAGCAUGAUUGCCUUAAUGGACACAGACGGUUCAGGGAAAAUAAACUUCGAGGAGUUUCGACACCUCUGGGAUAAGCUGAAAAGCUGGCAGAAAAUUUUCAAACAUUAUGACACAGAUCAUUCUGGCACCAUUAACAGUUACGAGAUGCGUAAUGCAGUCAAAGAUGCAGGAUUCUGCCUGAACAAGCAGCUCUAUGACAUCAUUACAAUGCGCUAUGCUGACAAAAACAUGAACAUUGACUUUGACAGCUUUAUCUGCUGCUUUGUGCGACUGGAAGGAAUGUUCAGGGCAUUCCACGCCUUUGAUAAAGAUGGAGAUGGUAUCAUUAAACUCAAUGUCUUGGAGUGGCUGCAGCUCACCAUGUAUGCUUAAAUCGACCUGGCCUCCCUCGCCUUGUGCAUGAACACUGCCCACGACGCUCAGGAUUUCUGUUGGAAGCAACCAGCCUCAGAAUAUGAAGGACUUCCCAACACAGCUGCUUCCCCUGCCAGGAGCCACUGAGCAAAGAACGAUUGUUACCCAAGGCAACUUGCACGUUCCAAUGCUGAACUCGAGGAAGGCACAAUAUAAAAAUAGAUGGCACUACCUUUUAGGAAAGUGACUAGAGCUCACUACCUAAAAACUAGUCUA
Molecule: messenger RNA, 3334 nt
Organism: Mauremys reevesii (Reeves's turtle)
Lineage: Eukaryota; Metazoa; Chordata; Testudines; Geoemydidae
Gene: CAPN3
Product: calpain 3
Exons: 9
Coding region: 2606-3076 (156 amino acids)
Biological process (GO): proteolysis; negative regulation of apoptotic process
Cellular component (GO): cytoplasm
Molecular function (GO): calcium-dependent cysteine-type endopeptidase activity; calcium ion binding
Source: RefSeq, a predicted model, not a curated record